GCUCCCUGUCCGCGGUCCUGAACGCGCUCCCGCACCUCCUGCGCUCCACGCGUCGACUUCUUGCCAUUUCUUUCUCUUUUUAACCAGUUUCAGCCUUUUUCUGUGGUGAAUUCCGAUGGAAUAUUCUCGCUGAUGAACAUGUGGAGAAAAUGGAAAAGCGAGGAAUCACAGAAGUCGACGGAAAGGGAGUUUCAGAGGACAUUCCAGUGAGAUUUCGAUUGAUUGAGUGCUUUAUAGGUCGUCUGUAAGGAGUAAAUACGCAAAAAUAUAUAUACCAGGUCGAGAAAUAGCCUACUGCUCAGGAUUGCACACUCAAGGAAUAUGCUGAAACACCUCACAGCUGAUUCAAAUUAAAAUAUUUCUUAUUAAUAUCGAGUGGAUUAUUAUCUCUGGCUAUGGAUACAGUAAAGGAACGAGUUUUGGCACCCGGCAAGGAGAAAAUGAAGAAUCUGGCCGGGAAAACCCUCGGACACAUGCACAGGGCGAUGGAGAGGAAGCAGAAGACGGGCGAGGUGAUCGAGCUGACGGAGGACGGGCGGCCCGCGCACAUGCCGGAGAAGAAGGCGCCUCUGGUGGACUGCACGUGCUUCGGGCUUCCGCGCCGCUACAUCAUCGCCAUCAUGAGCGGCCUCGGAUUCUGCAUAUCGUUCGGGAUCCGCUGCAACCUCGGAGUCGCGAUCGUCGACAUGGUCAAUAACAGCACCAUUCACAAGGGUGGCAAGAUCAUCAUCAAAGAGAAAGCGAAGUUCAACUGGGAUCCGGAGACGGUGGGAAUGAUCCACGGCUCGUUUUUCUGGGGCUACAUAGUGACACAAAUCCCAGGAGGAUAUAUUUCGUCACGACUGGCUGCCAACAGGGUGUUUGGUGCUGCGAUCCUGCUCACAUCAACCCUCAACAUGUUCAUCCCCUCUGCCGCGCGGGUGCACUACGGCUGUGUGAUGUUUGUGAGGAUCCUGCAGGGCCUCGUCGAAGGUGUGACCUACCCAGCAUGCCAUGGGAUUUGGAGCAAGUGGGCUCCACCACUUGAGAGAAGUCGUUUAGCAACCACCUCUUUUUGUGGCUCAUACGCAGGCGCUGUGGUGGCCAUGCCGCUGGCUGGAAUAUUAGUGCAGUACUCAGGCUGGUCUUCUGUCUUCUACAUUUAUGGGAGUUUUGGGAUCGUCUGGUACAUGUUUUGGAUUCUGGUUUCAUACGAGAGCCCGGCGGAUCAUCCCACCAUUACGGAUGAAGAGAGGACUUACAUCGAGGAGAGUAUUGGAGAAAGUGCCAAACUGCUUGGGGCGAUGGAGAAAUACAAGACACCCUGGAGGAAGUUCUUCACCUCUAUGCCGGUCUAUGCAAUCAUCGUGGCCAAUUUCUGCAGGAGCUGGACCUUCUACCUGCUGCUCAUCAGUCAGCCGGCGUACUUCGAGGAAGUGUUUGGCUUCGAGAUCAGUAAGGUCGGUAUGGUCUCUGCUCUCCCUCACCUGGUCAUGACCAUCAUCGUGCCAAUCGGUGGACAACUGGCCGACUAUCUGCGCAGCAGAAACAUCUUAACCACCACCACCGUCAGGAAAAUAAUGAACUGUGGAGGGUUUGGCAUGGAGGCCACUCUGCUGUUAGUGGUGGGUUUCUCUCACAGUAAAGGUGUCGCCAUCUCUUUUCUGGUGCUCGCUGUUGGCUUUAGCGGCUUCGCUAUAUCAGGGUUUAAUGUCAACCACUUGGACAUUGCGCCGCGGUAUGCCAGCAUACUGAUGGGUAUUUCUAAUGGCGUCGGCACACUUUCUGGUAUGGUCUGCCCUCUGAUUGUAGGUGCUAUGACCAAAAAUAAGACUCGUGAAGAGUGGCAGAACGUGUUCCUGAUCGCGUCACUGGUUCACUACGGAGGUGUGAUUUUCUACGGGAUCUUUGCAUCGGGCGAGAAGCAGCCAUGGGCUGAUCCGGAGGAGACCAGCGACGAGAAGUGCGGCUUCAUCGAUGAAGAUGAGUUAGCGGAGGAGACGGGCGACAUCACGCUGAGCCAUGCUCCUUUCGGGGCCCAAGGCGCUCUUGGGGCCCCGGCCAAAACAUACGGGGCCACAACACAGCUGAACGGAGGCUGGGCGAAAGGCUGGGAGAAAACCGAAGAGUUCAUCCAGGAGGACGCGGAGCGCACCUAUACUGGAGACGGGUACUCGUAGAUACAUUCACUAAAAAACUAAACACAUCUUUAACAAAAACAAAAUAAAGGGAGAGAAACUAUCCACCUUUUUCCUACGAUGCUGUGUGCAAGCUGUGGGAGUAUCUUCUGUUAAACUCGUAAAACAUAUUUAAAAAUACUAUAGUGAUUUAAAUUAACCAUUAAAUAGUAAAGUACUUGGCUGCAUCCGAAAUCGCAUACUUGCAUACUAUAUAGUACGUUAAAAACAGUAUACGAGCCGAGUAGUAUGCCUGAAUUCAUAGGAUUUGAUAAACAGUAUGCAAGAAGUACCCUACUUCUGGUGAGAUUCUGAAGUGCACAUCCAAUGGACGCUACGUUAUCCCAUGAUGCAAAGUGAGAAGAUUUAUGAAUGCGAGUAAAUAGGUCACGUGAUUGACUAAUGGCGGAUGUAGUACGUUUAAAUUCCAUUCAUACUACUCGCAUUCAUACUGUAUAGAACACACUACUCAAACAGUGGUGUAGUAAAUUCUAAUUCAAAUGCAGUACAUACUUGAAUAGUAUUUCAGACGCAGCCCUUUAAAGGUCCAGGGAAAUUAAACGUUUUUUAGAUGUUAAUUUAACAUUUUUUAGAUGUUAGCAUCAGUAUGUAAGUCUGGAGGUUUAUUCAACUGUAGGUUAUAUUAUACUACAAUACACACAGUUAACUGUAGUAAAACAAAAGUGUACUACAGUAUUUAUUACAGUUUACCAGUUGCAAAUAGUAUAAUAUAUACACAACAAUGGACUUUAGUAUAGUGCGUUUCAAAAAUAUGAAAGAUAAAUCCUGCCAAUUUUGAAUAAAUCAAAUAAACAUUGAAAAUUAAAAUGAAAACCAGAUUAACAGUUUCAUUAUAAAACACUGUUUGCAAAAUAUGAGCUAAACUGAACUGAACUUAAACACUACAAACUGAACUACACUGUUCCUAUUUACUACGACCUUUUAUGUGAAGCUGCUUUGACACAAUCUACAUUGUAUAAGCGCUAUACAAAUAAAGGUGAAUUGAAUUGAAUUGAAUUGAAUUGAAUUGAAUCGAAUUGAAUUGUUCGCAAAAUAUCUGCCAAAAUUGAAAAUAAAAUGAAAUUAUUUCAUUUUCACUGCGACAACACGUCGUCCCUGUCAAAUCGAUAAUUAAAAUGAAGUUGCGGACUUAACAUUUAAUUUUCACUGCAUUUCUGCAUAAAGACUGCCAAUAUUAAGACGGAAAGCCAAGCUAAA
This is a messenger RNA of Danio aesculapii, 3374 nucleotides long. RefSeq names its product solute carrier family 17 member 6a (gene slc17a6a). The record is from RefSeq and is a predicted model, not a curated record. Gene Ontology annotation, biological process: transmembrane transport; monoatomic anion transport; synaptic transmission, glutamatergic. Lineage: Eukaryota; Metazoa; Chordata; Actinopteri; Cypriniformes; Danionidae. The transcript has 12 exons. Gene Ontology annotation, molecular function: neurotransmitter transmembrane transporter activity; L-glutamate transmembrane transporter activity. Bases 396 to 2159 code for a protein of 587 amino acids. Gene Ontology annotation, cellular component: synaptic vesicle membrane; excitatory synapse.